Molecule: messenger RNA, 2205 nt
Organism: Chenopodium quinoa (quinoa)
Lineage: Eukaryota; Viridiplantae; Streptophyta; Magnoliopsida; Caryophyllales; Amaranthaceae
Product: protein ABCI12, chloroplastic-like
Exons: 7
Coding region: 509-1642 (377 amino acids)
Cellular component (GO): chloroplast
Source: RefSeq, a predicted model, not a curated record
UUAUGAGGUACCCGAACCGAUAGUGUUAACGGUACGGGUACCCGUCCCAUGCUCACCCUUACCUAUUAUAUCACUCCUAAUAUAUAAUCGGUUAUGACUCUAGAAAAUUAGGAACCUGGACUAUUUACAAUCAACUCUUUUGGUUUACGUUAUUUGAUUUUAUUAUCCGGCUUUAAAACCACUAGGUUUCAUUGAAAUUCCUGAUUCAAAACGAGAAAGUAAAAGUUGAUCUUCUUGAUAUGUUUAUCAAAUGACCAUAUGCUACACUCCAUCCAAUUUCCAGGUAUCCAAAGUUUUUGCUCACCCCAUACUUAAAUCAAUAGGCCUAUCCGCGCUAACAUCUUUUCAGUCCUUGAGCAAUUGACCAUAUGCUACACUCCAUCUGUUCUUCUGCUGAAGUUGAAUGCAUUAGUCAGACCAAAAGGGUGUCACUGGUGACUGGUGUGCAUUUGCGCACCCACUAACCCCUGAAUUUCAACCCAAUUCCAUUUUCAAAACCAAUAAAAUCAUGAUCAUUUCUCACACCCUAAUCCUACUUUCUCCCCCUCACUUCAAAACCCCACUUCAAAAUCUUAAAACCCAGUUUAAACCAACUGUUUUCCUACCUUCAACUUUAAAACCAUGGAAUUUGAGGCCCCACAAAAUUCAGCGUUCAAUAGCAGUUAACAAUGAUGGAGGAGCUUUUAAUUGGAAGAAAUGGGUGCCCAAAAGACUUGAUUUUGGGCCUGAUAAGGUUCUUCAAUCAAUUGCUAGUGCUACCUCAAGUCCAAUUUGUCAGUUCAUUACUUCUCCUACAACUUUCUUGCAUUGUGUUGACUCUAGAAUCAAAUUGGUGUGGCUUAUAGUGUUAGUUUUUUUGCCCGCUCGCUCCCAUAUUUACAUGCGCUUUGGGAUUGUUCUUUCUCUUGCUCUUUUGUCCACUUGGAUACUCCCAACUGAUGUGUGGAAGGAUCAAUUGGGCAGAGUGACAUUGCUGUCCAUUAUUUUAUUUAUAGUGCUGGGACUGACUGCUGAUACUGUUCUUCCCAGUGUCUCUCAGAGGACUCCAACACCAUCUUUAACUGGAAUUCCAAGUAUUCCUUCAUCAUUUAAAAAUUAUACAUAUGUGCUUUUUAAGUUAGGACCUUUACAGAUGACAAGGAAAGGACUCUCGGUUGCAAGUACAUCUGCAUGCCUUACGUUCACUAUAUUUCAAAGUGCUAGCCUCUGUUUGUCGACAACUCCCCCAGAGCAACUUGCAUCAGCGUUACGGUGGUUCCUGCUCCCUUUAGCACAUAUUGGUGUUCCAGUGGAUGAAAUUGUUCUAACUUUGAUGCUUUCGUUAAGGUUCAUAAAUCUUAUUUUUGAUGAGGUCCGGAAUGUUGCUCUUGGAAUUCUCUCUCGUAGAAUUGAUUGGCAGGAUCUGACACUCCUGGAGAAAGUUGAUGUCUUCGUGAUGUAUAUCAGGCGAAUCUUUAAGAAUAUUUUUUGCCAUGCUGAGCAAAUAUCACAGGCCAUGAUUGUUCGAGGUUUUCGAGGUGAUAGCAAUCGUCACAAGAUACACUUCGAAAACUCAUCUUUUAUGAUGCCUAAUCUCAUCUCGUUAUUGGCUCUCUGUGGUGUUAUUGGUGCUACGAAGCUGUCAGGGUCUUUAUUAGUCUGAUGACCAGCGGGCUCAAUUAUUUUUGAAAUGCUAUUAUCAUCAGCAGCCAACACUCAGUACUCCAAGUUACACCCAUACAAACAGGCAAACCAGCUUCGUCUCCUGGAGUUUCUGGGUGAUGCAUUUGUUCUGUCUGUCAGACUUGGAAAGUCUUAACAAUUUACUGAGAUUAUUGAAGGAGUCGCCCUUAAGAUUGUGUGUCAGCAACAGCUCUAGCUAUGGUUAUUUGAAGAGUCAUCCUUAAGAUUCCGUGACAGCAACAACUCCAACUACAAAUAUUCGAAGAAGUUCAAACUAACAGUAUUCUAAGACAGAUUAGGGGCCUCUACCUGCCAUUUAUAGAAUUGGACUUUAGACGUGCAGGAGUUUGUUUUGGUUAGUCUCACUGUCUAAGGCUCUUCGUCUUCCAUCUAAAUUAUUUGGCUGUCCACCAAAGUCCAAAGCUAAGCUAUUCAUGCAAGUGCAAUGCAAAUGCAAAUGUAAAGUUUUAGCUAUACCCAUGUAUAGGCAGCCAUUGCUAACUAGUUUGAAGUUCAAUUACCGUAUCAUUAUUGAUUUGUGCA